Messenger RNA from Daucus carota subsp. sativus, 4968 nucleotides. RefSeq names its product ABC transporter G family member 29-like. Lineage: Eukaryota; Viridiplantae; Streptophyta; Magnoliopsida; Apiales; Apiaceae. The record is from RefSeq and is a predicted model, not a curated record. Gene Ontology annotation, cellular component: membrane. The coding region runs from base 372 to 4808 and encodes 1478 amino acids. Gene Ontology annotation, molecular function: ATP hydrolysis activity; ATP binding; ABC-type transporter activity. The transcript is spliced from 22 exons.
UAUUUCAUAUGUCUUAUUCUCAUACAGGGACAAGGACCGAGUGUUUAAUUUAUCAAUACAAGAAAGGUACUGGAAAAGAUAAGUCCAGAAGGUUAAGCCAGCCUGCAGUACUCUUGUGGUUGUCCAGAUUGCUCCCCAGCUGAAGGAUCCUGUUCGACUCCUGCCACUACAAAAUCAGCAAAAGAAAACAAAACAGGCUCUCCACAAAUGUACACAUAAAUGAUGCUUCUGCGGACAGCACAUUACUCUACUUGAACCAGCACUACUUUGGUCAGUGGUUCCUCAAAUAUAUUGGCAAAAAUAUCUGGAAAAACGCAAAUAAGAGUAACAUAAAAUUCAGAUUCAAAUUGAAGUUAGUAUUAGAUCAUUAGAUGGGGGACCGGGAGACUUUUGCAGAAGGGACUGGGAAUCUCAGCAGGAUAAUCAGUCGUAAUAUGGAAGAUACGUUUGGAAGUUCCAGAAAAUGGAAUAGAGCAAACGACGAUGAAGUUGCUCUAAGAUUGGCUGUUCUGGAGAAACUGCCUACUCACAAAAGGGUAAGAAGAGCUAUAGUUACCUCUGUUACUUAUGGCAAUGAUGACAAAGAUAAUGGAAAGGUUGAACACAAAGAGAUUGAUGUCCGGAAGCUAAACAGGACUGAUCGGAAAGAAUUCAUUGAUAGGCUGUUUAAGAUUCCCAAGGAUGAUAAUGACAAAUUCUUAAGAAAUUUUAGGAGACGCAUUGACAAGGUAGGGAUCGAACUUCCCACAGUAGAGGUUAGGUUUGAGAAUUUAACAGUGGAUGCUCACUGCUUCAUUGGAGAUAGAACACUUCCGACCUUAUCAAAUGCUGCACUGAACGUAGCCGAAGCAGCUUUGAGCUGGUUUGGCUUUAAAUCGGGCAAGAAAGCAAAACUUACAAUCCUGAAAGAUGCAACUGGGAUAAUUAAACCAGCAAGAAUGGCCCUGCUAUUAGGCCCACCUUCUUCCGGAAAGACAACCUUCUUGUUGGCUCUGGCCGGAAAACUGGACUCUAACUUAAAGGUUGAAGGAGAAAUUACUUAUAAUGGACAUACCCUUGAAGAGUUUGUGGCGCAGAAGACAUCUGCAUAUAUUAGCCAAAAUGAUGUUCAUGUUGGACAAAUGACUGUAAAAGAAACCCUGGAUUUUUCUGCAAGGUGCCAGGGUGUUGGAUCAAGAUAUGAACUCUUAACCGAGCUUCUGAGGAAAGAAAAAGAGGCGGGAAUCUGUCCUGAUGCUGAGCUUGAUCUUUUCAUGAAGCAAACAGCAAUUCAAGGCAUUCAGAGCAGUUUAAUCACUGAUUACACUUUAAGGUUAUUAGGACUUGACAUAUGCGAAGACACUAUAAUUGGGGAUGAAAUGCUACGAGGAAUAUCAGGCGGCCAGAAAAAAAGAGUAACAACAGGAGAAAUGAUUGUUGGGCCGACCAAAACCCUUUUUAUGGAUGAAAUAUCAACUGGCUUGGACAGCUCUACAACAUUUCAGAUAGUCAAGUGCUUGCAGCAGAUAGUCCAUUUAACCGAGGCUACUGUGUUGAUGUCCCUCCUUCAACCGGAUCCUGAGACGUUCAAUCUCUUUGAUGAUAUCAUUCUAAUAUCCGAGGGACAGAUUGUUUACCAAGGCCCACGGGAUCACAUAGUCGAAUUCUUCCAUAAAUGUGGAUUCAAAUGUCCAGAGCGUAAGGGUGUUGCUGACUUCUUACAAGAGGUUACCUCAAUGAAGGACCAAGAACAGUACUGGGAAGACAAAACUCAACCUUACAAAUACAUAUCUGUUUCAGAAUUCGCAAGUCAGUUCAAACGUUUUCAUGUAGGCCUAAGGCUUGAGAACGAUCUUUCUAUCCCAUACGACAAGUCAACAAGCCAUGGCGCUGCUCUAGUUUUCAAUAAAUAUCUGGAUUCUAAAGUGGAGAUACUGAAGGCCACUUAUGAUAAAGAAUGGUUACUGAUAAGGAGAAAUUCCUUCUUUUAUGUGUUCAAGAUGGUCCAGAUAAUCAUAAUGGCAGUCAUCACAGCAACUGUGUUUUUGAGUAAAAAAAUGAAAGCUGAUAAUGAAGCCGAUGGGGCAGUUUAUAUUGGUUCAAUUUCAUUUGCGGUGCUAAUUAAUAUCUUCAAUGGUUUCGCUGAACUUUCUCUCACCAUUCAGCGACUUCCUGUAUUUUACAAGCAAAGAGACCUUCUCUUCCACCCACCAUGGGCUUUCACACUUCCAAUAUUUCUUCUCUCGUUACCAAUAUCUGUGUUGGAAUCCACAGCUUAUACAGGCGUAACUUAUUAUGCUAUUGGAUAUGCGCCAGAAGCUAGUAGGUUUUUCACACAGCUGCUGCUGAUAUUUCUGAUACAGCAAAUGGCUAAUAGCCUUUUUAGAUUAAUCUGUGGAGUAUGCAGAACCAAAUUUGUGUCAAAUACUGGUGGAGGACUCACUCUUCUCGUUUUAAUUCUUUUUGGGUUUAUUCUUCCAAAAGAUGAUGUCCCAAGUUGGUUAGAGUGGGCUUACUGGAUUUCACCAAUACCUUACACUACAAGUUCCCUAGCUGUAAAUGAGAUGCUUGCUCCAAGGUGGAUGAACAAGCUGGCUUCUGACAACAAUACCAGCUUAGGCGUUGCAGUCUUAAAGAGCUUUAACUUCUCUAUCGACCCAAAUUGGGUUUGGAUAUGCGCAGCUGCUCUGUUUGGCUUUAUAAUUCUCUUUAACAUUCUCUUCACGUUCGCUCUUACAUACCUGAGUUCACCAGAAACUAGACAAGCAACAACAUCUAGAGAAACAGAAAAUGCAAUAACAAAAAGCCCCGGAAGCAGAAGUGCAAGGAUAGAGUCAGACUCGCUCAGAGGAUUCGAAUUCACUUCUGAUGGAGGCACUCCAAAAGAAAUGGCAAACCAACAAAAAAGUAAUCAAUCAAACUACAACAAACCUGACAUGACUGAUUAUGCAAGCCUCGCGACUGCAGCAGCUGGAAUUGGUCCUAAGAGAGGAAUGGUUCUUCCAUUCACCCCACUUGCCAUGUCAUUUGAUGCCGUAAAUUACUUUGUGGAUGUGCCUCCGCAGAUGAAGGAACAAGUGGAUCAUGACAAGCUCCAGUUACUUUCACAAGUAACUGGUGCAUUUAAGCCUGGAAUUCUGACUGCACUGAUGGGAGUAAGUGGUGCUGGAAAGACCACACUGAUGGAUGUUUUAUCAGGGAGAAAAACUGGAGGUCACAUAGAAGGUGACAUCAGAAUUUCAGGUUAUCCAAAGAAACAAGAAACAUUUGCUCGAGUAACCGGAUACUGUGAGCAGAAUGAUAUCCACUCACCUCAAGUCACUGUUCGUGAAUCAUUAAUUUACUCAGCAUUCCUUCGUCUCUCCAGAGACAUACACACAGAGGACAAGAUGACAUUUGUAGAUGAAGUAAUCAGUCUGGUUGAACUAGACAAUCUUAAGGAUUCGAUCGUGGGUCUUCCGGGAGUCAGUGGUUUGUCAACAGAACAAAGAAAGAGACUGACAAUAGCUGUUGAGCUUGUCGCGAAUCCCUCAAUCAUAUUUAUGGAUGAACCAACUUCAGGUCUUGAUGCUAGAGCUGCAGCAAUCGUUAUGCGAACUGUCAGAAACACGGUGGACACAGGGCGAACUGUUGUUUGCACAAUACAUCAGCCUAGCAUUGAUAUAUUUGAAGCAUUUGACGAGUUGCUACUCCUAAAAUGCGGGGGACAAGUUAUUUACUCAGGACCUUUGGGACGGAAUUCUCAUAUUCUAGUCGAAUAUUUUGAGGAGAUCGACGGGGUCCCAAAAAUCAAAGAAAAAUACAACCCUGCCACAUGGAUGCUUGAAGUCAGCUCAGUUAGUGCAGAGUUUCGACUUGGAAUGGACUUUGCCGAGCACUACCAGUCAUCAAAGUUAUAUCAAAGAAACAAGGUAUUAGUGAAGGAGCUGAGCACACCUAGUCCAGGGCAGGAGGACCUAUAUUUUCCUACAAAAUAUUCGCGGUCCACAUGGGAGCAGUUCACCUCUUGCUUAUGGAAACAAAGGCUUAGUUAUUGGCGAACCCCUGAUUAUAACCUUGUCAGAUUCUUUUUCACCGGGACAGUUGCAAUAAUUCUGGGGGCAGUUUUCUGGAAAAUUGGCGCUCAGCGGGAAAGAAGCAAUGAGCUAUACACUAUCAUUGGAGCCAUGGUGAAUUCUGUGAUGUUUAUUGGGAUUAACAACUGCAUGACGGUACAGCCACUAAUAGACGUUGAGAGAACAGUUUUUUAUCGCGAAAGAUCUGCAGGAAUGUACUCUGCAUUACCAUAUGCCAUGGCACAGGUAUUUGUUGAGAUACCAUACACGCUAUUCCAAACAAUAGUUUACUCCAUAAUCGCGUACUCCAUGCUGGGAUUCGAAUGGACAGCCUCUAAGUUCUUGUUGUUCAUCUUUAUCCACUUCUUCACAUUUCUUUACUUCACUUACUACGGGAUGAUGACUGUAUCCUUGACACCUAAUCACCAAAUAGCAGCAAUACUAUCCGGGGCCUUCGUCGGACUCUUUAACUUAUUCUCCGGUUUCUACAUUCCCAAACCACGAAUUCCAGUAUAUUGGAUGUGGUACUAUUACAUAUGCCCAAUGGCAUGGACUGUGUACGGAUUGAUCGUGUCACAAUUUGGCGACGUGGAAGACACUAUCGAGGUUCCAGGUGUGACGCCCGACCCAUCGAUCAAGGCCUAUAUGGAAGUGCAGUUCGGAUAUGAUCCUGAUUUCAUGGUGCCAGUGGGUACAAUAAUAGUUGGGUUCACAGUGUUUUUUGCAUUCAUGUAUGCUCUGUGCUUGAGAACUCUCAACUUUCAGACAAGGUAGAAUCAGAUAGUAAUAUGUUACCGAAUUUUAUAUGAAUAGAUAUAUAAAACCAGCCAUUCCAUGUACUAUAUGGCCAUGCAGCACUUUGUAAAGAUUGAUUCAGUUUUACCAUUGUAAAUACACAAGUUUUCAAUAUGUCCAGUUCCAUUAUUUUAAUGAA